GAGAAGCAGAGUAGCCUCGACCCGCUGCGACCAUGAAGGAUGCAAAGUCUCGAACCUGCGUGGUAGCGUGUGCUCUCUUGCUGGCGGGCGCAAGAGCUUUCGUUGUGAACCCCACGUUGUUGCCAUCGCGGGCACCAGGCGGCGUCGGUGCUUCGGGGCGAACAGGGAGCUUGUCGAUGGCGGCGCCGCUGGAGGGCUCCCACGGCAUGAGGUCGCGAUUUCUUCCAGUAGACCAGAUGGACGACGAGGUGUUCGCGCCUCGUAUCGUGCAGGUGGCGGGAGCGUUGCCCGAGAUUACGGUGGCGGACAUUAUGGCGGUGGGGUUCACGCCGGCGCCAGAGAUGGGCAUGUGGCAGUACGAUUUCUCGGACCCGGAGGGGCCUCAGCUGGGUACCGUUGCCGUGCCCGGCGGCGAGCAGGUUUUCAACAUGAAGGAGCCCGUGGCGAUCGUGUGUCCGAACGAUGACCUUAAUAUCCAGAUGCCGAAUGACGAGAAAACCGAGAUGCAUCUUGGUAAUUGACCGAGCGAAUCGAGAGUUCGAGUUCGGAAAGUUCUUCCUGUGGGACACGCCCUCCGAGGGCCUGGUGGUUCGCUACUUCGAGGGAGAGCCCACCCCGGGGUUCGCGUGCGUGGGGCGCGUCGGCAUCGUUCUGGCACCUUUCUUGCCGUCCAUGGCGAAAAAGUCGAGCGGCUUCGAGGAGGAAGACUACUGACGAUAGACAGAGCGAUCCGUUUGAUGACGUGUUUUGUUUUUGAAGAGAUUCGUUUGACCGCGAUUGUUUUUGGGAAGAGAUUGUCUAGACUAGAUUGCGUGAGAAAGACUUGGAAGUGGUUGGUCUAGCCAACCUCUUUUAUCAGAAAUCAGGUUUGCUGAAGCUUGUAGCUCUAUUUUAGGAACACAGUUGCCAACCCACAUCAUGCACAAGUCGAAAGUACUCGCCGGGCGGGUACACCUGACGGGGGGCACGAAAAAAGUAGAUGGCGUCCUCUUCCGCCGAACUGCCAUUGAUUCGGCGGGGCCGCUUGCGUUUGAGACGAUAUUUCUGGUUUUGAUGCUGCUGGAGUCUGCCUGGUGUCAUCCACGGAGACUGAUGUCGCCAUCUAGAGUGUAAGACUGAUGCAACGUCCUUGUUUUUUGUUUCGGCCUUGUCACUGCAAUGACGACGACGAUGAUCGUGUGGUACAUGCGCAUGCGUUUCGUGUUGCUAUCGUCUGGCUUGUAUUCGGCCUGGGGGGCAGGCAGGUGUAGGGUAAAGAGAUGGAUGACACGCACGCGUUUUUUUUGUUUUUUUUGCUCCUUCUUGGAGUGAUAUUGUGCAUGGUUAACAAUGCCCACGCGCAUGAACGGUUGCCUUCUUGCCGAAGCUUCUGCUUGUCACAUUCAUUCAGUGUUGAUAUCUUGUGUUGUGUUAUUGCUUUUGUGUUGAUGAGCCAUGGGUCCUUCCGGCCUGGCAACUGACCAAGAAAAAUCACGAGAACUCACGACUUGCG
Messenger RNA from Ectocarpus siliculosus, 1492 nucleotides. The record is from the annotation of a GenBank genome assembly. Lineage: Eukaryota; Phaeophyceae; Ectocarpales; Ectocarpaceae.